Raphanus sativus (radish) is the source of this 1599-nucleotide messenger RNA. RefSeq lists its product as uncharacterized. The record is from RefSeq and is a predicted model, not a curated record. Gene Ontology annotation, molecular function: nucleic acid binding; RNA-DNA hybrid ribonuclease activity. Bases 1 to 1599 code for a protein of 532 amino acids. Lineage: Eukaryota; Viridiplantae; Streptophyta; Magnoliopsida; Brassicales; Brassicaceae. The transcript has a single exon.
AUGGCUGAUUUCUGGUGGAACUCCUUUGAGCAUAAGCGGAAGAUGCAUUGGCUGAGCUGUCAAGCUCUCUUGGCCAAACAAGCUUGGAGAAUACUUAAUCAUCCGGACUCCUUGUUCUCUAGACUUUUCAAAAGCAGAUACUUUGAUCAGUCAAAUUUCCUCAGUGCCAAGAAUGGGCCACGACCUUCAUACGCAUGGAGAAGCAUUCAAUUUGGAAAGGAGCUGUUGACUCAGGGACUUCGGAAACAUGUUGGUGAUGGAAGGACUAUCUCGGUCUGGGUCGACAACUGGAUAGAGGGAGAUGUCAGGCGUAGACCUCUGAUGAAGAAUAUAUUUGUGGACCUGUUACUGAAGGUGAGUGAUCUAAUUGAUUUUCAGAAUAACUGCUGGAACCUUCAGAUCCUGCAAGAGCUGUUCUUUGAAGAAGAUAUUGCAAGAAUCCUAGCUAUGAAAAUAGUUUCCUCUCAGGAUGACUAUUGGGUCUGGGUCCACAAUAGAAAUGGCAGCUAUUCAGUAAAAUCAGGCUAUUGGUUCAUUAAUUCCUGGAAGAGAAGAGAGGAGAUAAGAGAAGCAGAAGCAAGGCCAUCGACCAACGACCUCAAGCUAUCGGUCUGGCAAAUUGAAACAACUCCAAAGAUCAAAACUUUUAUGUGGAGAGCUCUCAGCAAUGCGAUCCCGGUGGGAGAGCUGUUACUCAAAAGAGGAGUUCGGUUGGAUCCUUGUUGCCAGGCUUGCGGUUUCCAGGGUGAAUCCAUUAAUCAUUUGCUUUUUGAUUGCUCUAUAGCAAGACAAGUUUGGGCGCUGGCGAAUGUCCCGCAUCCGAUGAAUGGGUAUGACAGAGUUUCUCAUUUCUCUAACUUCCACUACCUUAUGAUGUUGAUGAAGAACAAGGCGAUAAGUGAGAGGAUCAGGAACAUGAUUCCUUGGAUCGCUUGGUACUUAUGGAAAACGAGAAAUGGGAUAAUUUUUGAAGGAAAAGCUUUCGUGGCAACAGAUUUGAUAGACAAGAUUUCGGCGGAAGCUGAAUUCUGGUUGCUAGCUCAAAAACAUGAGAAAGAGAUGGAAGAGAAGGAGAAAGUAGUGGUGGGGAUCAAAGAUCGCAGAUGGACACCUCCAAACCGCGGCUGGUUGAAGUGUAAUAUUGGAGUUGAUGUGGACAAGAACAAGCAGAGGAGUGGAGGCUCGUGGGUGUUAAGAGACGAGAUGGGCAGAGUUGUUUUGCAUAGUCGAAGAGCUUUCUCUAACAUUCCAUUACUUGAUGAAGCCAAGCUCCAAGCUCUGAUUUGGUCGAUUGAAUGUUUGAGUUUUCACAGGGUCAAUCGAGUGAUCAUUGCUAUGGAUGAUGCUACACUGCCCAACGUAAUUCUCAGACCAAAAGCAUGGCCAAACUUCACGUGUCAAUAUGCACAGAUCAUGGCGAGACUGAGAAAGCUGGAAUGGUGGAGGUUGAUAAAAGAAGAGAGAACCACUAACAGAGGGGCUUUCCUCAUUGCGCAAAGUGUGACAAAGGGAGGCUUUUUGCAUUCCUAUGUAGCCACAGGAGCGCCCAAUUGGGUGGCUGAUUUAUUUCACAAUGAGGAAACGCUUCCCUCUUCUUAG